Molecule: messenger RNA, 1134 nt
Organism: Paramecium sonneborni
Lineage: Eukaryota; Ciliophora; Oligohymenophorea; Peniculida; Parameciidae
Source: the annotation of a GenBank genome assembly
AUGUUUCUUUAAACUUCAAAAUAUUAUGUGCUCUCAAUGAUUGGAGAAGGUUAAGUUCAUUAAGUGUUUAAAGUUGUGCAUAAUCUAAGUUAAAAACUGUUUGCCUUCAAAAUGGAAAAAUAUCCCAUGUCAGGCUAAAUAGAGAAUGAGAUUAAAAUCCUUCAAGAAUUAAAUGAAGUAGAAGGAAUCCCUAAAUUAAUACAUCAUGGAAUAAAUCCAGAAAAAAAGUAUGAACUAUUUAAUAAAUUUAGAAGCUAUCUUAUUCUACCUCUCCUAUAUUGUAGUUUACUCGAUUUAGUAAAAUCUUAGCAAAUAUCCUUAUCAUGUAUAUUGGCUAUUGGAAUAAGCCUUAUAUAGACUUUAGAAAAAAUGCAUAGAAAAAGCAUCUUACAUCUAGAUAUUAAACCAGAAAAUAUAAUGAUAUCACAAAAAAUAUAAAAAUAUUCAGAAGAUUAACUUCUAUAGCCUGGAUUUAUUAAAUUAAUUGAUUUUGGAUUAUCUGAGUUUGAAGAAAAUAGAAAAUUCUUAAAAAAUGUAUUUAUAGGUUCGUUAAACUUUGCAAGCAGAGCAUUCCAUAAAGGGGAAAAAUUAGGUUAUAAAGAUGAUUUGGAAAGUUUACUCUAUGUCUUAGUCUAUUUGAAAAAUUGUAUUUAUGUUCAUUUUACAGUAGUUAAAUUGCCUUGGUCUAAAAUUCCUUCAAUAGGAUUAAUUGAUAUGGAUAUUAAAUUUAUUGGAGACAUCAAAACUACCAUGUUUAACACAAUGACAUUAUCCUAUUAAUUCCCUCUUGAAUUCUCAAAGUUUAUGUCUUACAUUGAUGAACUUAAGCAUUAUGAAAUGCCAGAUUAUUCUUACAUUAAGGAGUUGUUUAUAAAAAUGUUAAAAACAACUUCUAUUUCUCAUAAUAUGGACUCAUUUUUGAAUUAUUCUCCAAUUUAAUCUAUUACACAACUAGGAAAUUCGAAAACAUUAGAUAUUCCAGUUGAAAAACAUCUUUUAAAUAAUGACUCAAUUUAAACAUAAAUUUAAGAAGAUAUUAUUGAUAUUGAACCUAUAUUCGUACAUCCAUCUAAUUUGAUUGGAAAAUAUACAACUCUUCAAAUCAAAUCAAUUUCAGAUUUAAAAUUUUCAUGA